Molecule: messenger RNA, 1275 nt
Organism: Esox lucius (northern pike)
Lineage: Eukaryota; Metazoa; Chordata; Actinopteri; Esociformes; Esocidae
Product: coiled-coil domain-containing protein 9-like
Exons: 6
Coding region: 307-1110 (267 amino acids)
Source: RefSeq, a predicted model, not a curated record
CAACUGUUUGCAUUAACUUAAAUCAAUAUGUUACCAAUCAAUAUUUGAUUUCGCCAAGGGCUAUUUUGCAACAUGCAGAGAUUUUCCGAAUCAAACCCAGGUAGCUAUAGGGACGGGUGCUAGGUUGUUCGUCAGGUGGCCAUGUAGACAGAUAUUUUGAUUGGGUAAAUUAAUUGUGCCUGGUGUUCCGUUUUUGGCGCACUUCGCUGUUUUGGCUACCCCUUGCGUUCUCGCAUGCCAGGAAAUAUUGCCAUCUACCGCAGCUAGCAGGAAAACAAGUGUACCCGCCAGGCUGUUUUUGUUUUUAUGUUCGCCAUGGCCUAUAGCACUGAAGGUGACAGGCACUGGUCGGGACAAACAUGGGAAAGUCCACUGGACCACGACCGUGAUGUGGUCAUGUACGACCUUGAAAGCAGCGUAAUAACGGAGGUUAUCAGAAACGAAGGUUCGUCCGAAUCAUCUGAGGAAUGCUGCAAAGAAACUACAAAGGGUUCUGCAAAGGUAAACAUUUUACCUCCAGUUAAUGCAGCGACAGAGCUGGAAAAUAGGCUUGAGGAGAUGAGGAGGAAGAACAAGGCUUUGCUGGAGCGGUUCAAUGAAGUCGAGGAGGACAAGAGAAGGGCAGAGUGGAGAGGUUCAGCCCUGAGGCCCGAAAACACCAAACUGGUCACAGCCAGUUACUCAGCUAAUACUGCCAACAGAUCUGACCGGUGGGAGAAACUCUCCGUUACUGUAAUGAACCAGGACAACUCCCGUUCUGUGGCGAAGCAGUUCGGAGGGGGCAGGAGCCUGCCCAAAUCCCGGAGGAUUGAAGACCGCCUGGAGAAGUCAGAGGGGGAAGAGGACAACUUUGCGAAGGCAGGGAGGCAGCUGAUUGUCUGCACUAUAGACAACCGGGAGGAUGCUGGAGGCUGUUGGUCAGACCUCAGCGACUCCACGUCUGAUGCUGAGAGGAGAGAGUACCUGCGCUGGAAGAAGAGGCACAAUCGCUCCUCUGUAGAACUGCUGGAUGAGUAUGAGGAAGACCUGUCCGUGCGUCUUCGGAGAAGCAGGGAGCAGCGUCGGAAGGACCCUGUAGUUGGACAGUCACAGAAAUGUUGUUCAUUGUAAAAGAUGCUUGUGCAAAGCCAACCACUUUUUGUUUUUACUUGUUUUUGUAAAUAUUACAAUAAUAAUUGUGCAUGUCUGUCGGAGUGUUGCACUUCAUAUUUUUGAAAGUUGCACUGUGUUGAGGUAAUUAUUUUAUAUACAUUAAAAUCAGUGUAAAUCAAGCAA